AUGGAGGUCGGGACGAUGGUUCUGCACAGCGACGUCGGCGAGGUCACCUGGCGGCGGUACCUCCUCCCGGAGGACGAGGCCAUCCCGCAGGACCUCGUCGUCGCCGCCUACACCCUCAGCGAGAUCGCGCAGGGCGAGAAUCGCAGGCGUAUCAUCCGACAGCUCUGGAAGAUGACGAGGGGCGUGCUCAUCCUCGUGGAGUUCGCCAACUUGAACAAUUUUAACCUUCUAAUGGAGGCGCGUGAUACCAUCUUGGAGGAGAAAGGCGUGGGGCUGUGGGAUUGGCAGCCGACGAUCGUGGCGCCCUGCCCGCACGAGCACCGCUGCCCUUUACGGCAUUCCAAAGUCGGCGUCAAGCGUAAGGUAAUGCGGAUUUGCAGUACGGACGCACAUUACCGAUCGACCUUUAUCGAGUCAUGGGCUCGCGCCCUCCCCCUCAAGGUUGGAAUUGAGCCGAUUAGCUAUCUUAUUUUCGCGCGGAAUGAGUUCGUCCCCGAACGUGCGGAGCGCCGGGCGGCGGAGGCCCAGCGAAAUGCCGAAGCCGAAGUUCACAAGCGGGAUGAAAAGCAGCGUGAGCUCUACGAGGCCGCGCUCAGCGUGAAGGACGUCGUUUUCGAACGUUUAAGCGACGAGGCGAUGCAUCGCCCGCAGACCGGGAUCCCACCUAAACUUCCGCCGCUUCCGACGGCAUCCGACAAAAGCGUGGAGCUUUCCAACGCCCUCGCGGAAGGCGCGACCAGCACCGCUGAGAUCGGCCACAUUCCAACGGAUAAGCCUCGCCUCGUGCAGACGUCCGAAAGGCGCUUUAAUAAACUGAUUUUUCCACUUCAGUACCCCCCCGCGACGCAUCGGUUUAAUCGCGGCUUCGUCGACGCCGGGUAUCAACGCCAGAGGGCGAUUAAACCCUCCGAGAUGCUUGUCGUGCGCGAGGAGCUGGAAGAUAUGCGGCGGCGAGUGAUGAAAGUUUCCCCCAAAUACCUUCGCGUGGUGCGGGACCCGACCUGUCGGGGGAAAAUUCAGGCUGUUUUUUGCACACCGGAGGGGGAUUUGAUUAGCGGGCGUGUCUACCGCCGCUUUUACGGCGAUCGAAAUCGGGUUAGUCUGCAUAGUACGAUGCGCUGGCAGCAUAUUGGCGGGUGGAAGCUGCUUAAGCGCAUACGCAGCGGAUCCCUCUUUCCGCACGACGUCCCCAUGUACGCGAUUAAUAAGUACCCGCAGGUCGACUUCCCGAAUACGCUCGUGGAUUCGAAAUAUUCCACGGUGGAGAAGACGGCGAUGCAGUAUAACGACGCCACCACCGCGAUGGAUCCCUCGGAGCGGGAGGAGGAUCUCUCGCGCGAGGAGCGAAAGUCUCGCGAGCGCCUUUUACGCGAUAAAGAGCUCGAAAAUAAGGUCCAGCAGCAGUUGGAGGAGCUCUUUGGUUCUUCUAUGACCAAUAAAGACCUCUCCGGGCAUGUUGACGCCCGUCGGGAGAUCUCCGCGGAGAUGUGGGCAGAGGCCGUGCGAAAAGCACGGAUUAAAACCAUUCGUCAGACGAAAGAGACGAUCCCUCUCGCGGCCAAGAUUCGCACGGUGAAAAGGAGACUGGAGGUUAAACGGCGGAAUCCGAAAAUUGAAAUGCGAUUAAACCGCCAGCGGGCGAUGUAA
Phytomonas sp. Hart1 is the source of this 1647-nucleotide messenger RNA. NCBI's taxonomy places the organism in Eukaryota, Euglenozoa, Kinetoplastea, Trypanosomatida, Trypanosomatidae. The record is from the annotation of a GenBank genome assembly.